AUGCCAGUACUUACCAUUGAUGCUGAGUCAGAAACAGGUAUCCCAAAAUCCCUUUCCAAUGAACCUCCCUCAGAAACCAUGGAGGAAAUAGAGCACACAUGCCCACAGCCUCGACUGACCCUGACUGCACCUGCCCCAUUUGCAGACGAAACCAGCUGCCAGUGCCAAGCACCCCAUGAGAAACUGACCAUUGCUCAGGCCCGCUUAGGAACACCAGUUGACAGGCCUGUGAGAGUAUACGCAGAUGGAAUAUUUGACCUCUUCCACUCAGGUCAUGCAAGGGCACUUAUGCAAGCAAAAACACUGUUUCCCAACAGCUACUUGUUGGUAGGAGUUUGCAGUGACGACCUCACCCACAAAUUCAAAGGUUUCACUGUGAUGAACGAAGCAGAGAGAUACGAAGCACUGAGGCACUGUCGCUAUGUGGAUGAAGUCAUCAGAGAUGCUCCGUGGACACUCACGCCAGAGUUUCUGGAAAAACACAAGAUUGACUUUGUGGCUCACGAUGACAUUCCAUACUCCUCUGCUGGCUCUGAUGAUGUUUACAAGCAUAUAAAGGAAGCAGGAAUGUUUGUUCCAACGCAAAGAACGGAAGGCAUCUCAACAUCAGACAUCAUCACCAGGAUUGUCCGUGACUAUGAUGUUUAUGCCCGACGCAACCUCCAGAGAGGGUACACAGCCAAGGAACUGAAUGUCAGCUUUAUAAACGAGAAGAAGUACCGCUUCCAAAAUCAGGUAGACAAGAUGAAGGAAAAGGUCAAAAACGUGGAGGAAAGAUCAAAGGAAUUUGUUAACAGAGUGGAAGAAAAGAGUCACGAUCUAAUUCAAAAGUGGGAAGAGAAAUCGAGGGAAUUCAUUGGCAACUUCCUAGAACUGUUUGGGCCUGAUGGAGCGUGGAAGCAGAUGUUCCAGGAGAGGAGUAGCCGGAUGCUGCAGGCCUUGUCCCCGAAGCAGAGCCCUGUGAGCAGCCCGACCAGAAGCCGGUCGCCUUCCCGCUCCCCAUCACCCACCUUCUCGUGGAUCCCGAACAAAACCUCACCCCCCUCCUCACCCAAAGCAGCCUCAGCCUCCAUCAGCAGCAUGAGUGAGGGGGAUGAGGAUGAGAAGUAAAGGCUGCUGGCAGACAAGAGCCAUGCCACACAGGCUGGGGAGGAGGGCGGGGCACAGGGGAUGCCUGGGUGGUGUGGGAAGGAUAAUAGUCCCAGGAGCUGCAGCUCAGCCAGGAGACCCUGGGCUCUGCUACAGGAAGGUCCUGGGACCAGCUCUCCCUCAGUCUCCAUUCAGCCCAACACUUGGGCCCUGCAUGGAGGUUUCCAGCCGGACAACCUAUACAAACCUUCUUAGCAUCAUCUAGAACCACUCUACUUUAACCUUGCUAAAGAAAGAUGCAGAGCACCCCGGGAGACUUGCACUGAGUGGGGUG
Molecule: messenger RNA, 1423 nt
Organism: Hippopotamus amphibius kiboko
Lineage: Eukaryota; Metazoa; Chordata; Mammalia; Artiodactyla; Hippopotamidae
Gene: PCYT1B
Product: phosphate cytidylyltransferase 1B, choline
Exons: 8
Coding region: 1-1110 (369 amino acids)
Biological process (GO): CDP-choline pathway
Molecular function (GO): phosphatidylcholine binding; choline-phosphate cytidylyltransferase activity
Source: RefSeq, a predicted model, not a curated record